UGUCAGAAUCUCCUCUACCAGGACAGCUGAAAAUUGUUUGGAACGAUGACUUGGAUGAAGAGAUUGAAGUACAGGGACUCACUUUUCUACUGACAAGAAGAUCCAUAUAAAAGGAAAGCAAUUGGAACUAUUCCCAGCAUGGGGCUGUUUGAAACAACAGUGACCUCCUUUCUUCUGACAAUGUAUCUGUAUCUUACCAGCACUCAACAAAAUGUUCACGCUGAAACUUUCGCUGAUGUUGCAUUUCUGGUUGAUGGAUCUCAAAAUAUGGGACCUCAGGCAUUUAAACAGACACGGGGUCUUAUUUUGAAAACUGUCUCAAGGCUGAAUAUAGGAAAGGAUGCAUACAGGAUUGGUCUUGCUCAGUACAGUUAUGACGCAGUAGUGGAGUUUACUUUCAAUACAAUGAUAACCAAGAAGGACAUAGUGAAUUACCUGAAGAAGAAGUUCCAAUAUAGAGGCGGAACCUCACUAAAAACAGGCCUGGCUUUGAAUUUUCUGCGUAAUACUUACUUCACAGCUGCAGCUGGAAGUCGAUUAAAUCAAGGAAUCCCCCAGAUUGCAAUAUUAAUUACAUCUGCACCAUCAGAUGAUGAUGUUGAAACUUAUUCUGCUUCUUUAAGAAAUUAUGGAGUGAUAGUUAUUUCCAUUGGCGUUAAGAGUUCAGACUUAAACGAACUCCAAAAAGUUGCUUAUCUUGGACAUUCUCCGUUUGUAAUCAGGAGGGAUAAAUUUGUUGGUUUUACCAACUUAGCAGUAAAUUUAACAAAAACAAUCCAAAAUAUACAAGAAUUUUUAAAGAUGGAAGUGACAGAACCACCAGCAGUGUCACCAUCACCAUCUAUUCCCAUACGGCCUGUGUCUCCAGAUGAACCAUGUCAUACAAUUAAUAUAGCAGAGUGCAUUGUCGACAUUGCUGUUGGAUUUGAUUUCCCUGAGUGGUUUGGAUCACAGAACAUAUUUAAUGGUCAACAACAAUUGCAACUAAAGCUGAAGGAACUUGUACAGGGAAUCACAUCUGCAAGUAAUAUCAGUUGUAUGUCUGGUGUUCAGCCAGAGAUCAGAGUGGCAUUUUACGCAAGAAGUAAUACCGGCCAAGUUAUCUUUGAAACAAAAUUUGAAAACUAUAGUGCUGAAAUAAUUCAAUACCUCACAUCAAUCCAAGCAGCAGCCAAAAUUGAUUUAGAUCUUGAGACAUUGGAGGUACUCGGGAACAAAUUUGUUGAAACAAAUUCAAAGGCAAAGGUCUUGCUUAUAUUUACAGAUGGCUUAGAUGGCACCAAGGAGAGCUUUAAAAAAACAAGCAAAAAUCUGAGAGAAAAAGGAGUCAAUGCCCUCAUCACUGUGGCUUUGGAAAAUGCUCCUGAUAUGGAUGAUAUUCAUUUCAUUGAGUUUGGAAGAGGAUUCGAAUACAAAAAAAAACUAUCUAUUGAAAUGGAGGAUGUUGCAAGUGCUUUGCAUAGGCAAAUAAAUGCAGUUGUGGAUAAAGAAUGUUGCAAUGUCCCUUGCAAAUGUGCAGGAGAGCCGGGUACACGUGGUUUUCAGGGAAGAAAAGGAGAUGAGGGGAAUCCAGGCGCAAAGGGGUUUCCAGGUUAUCCAGGAGACGAAGGAGGACCCGGUGACAGGGGUUUACCAGGCAUAAAUGGAACUCAUGGAAUGGAAGGAUGUGCUGGCUCGCCAGGUCUCAAGGGGAAAUCAGGCUAUCCAGGGGAGAAGGGAAGUGACGGGGACCAUGGUAUCGAUGGAAUAGCUGGAGAACAGGGAGACCAUGGAAAUCCAGGAGCUCCUGGUGAAAAAGGAAACACAGGAAAUCUGGGUAGGAAAGGCCAAAAAGGAGACAUUGGUGAGCAUGGGAGACCAGGUUUACGUGGAAAUCGUGGUGAAUUUGGCAGCACAAACAGCAUUCAGGGCCCAAAAGGUGAAAGAGGAGACACAGGACUUUCAGGUGAUCCAGGAGACAACGGUAACCCAGGAGACGCUGGACCUGCAGGAAAACCUGGUCUCCAUGGUCACAGAGGACCACCUGGUAAAAAUGGUCGGAAUGGAAAACCUGGAAAGCGGGGUCGUAAGGGCUUUCGAGGAGUGCGUGGUCCACAGGGGUUACCAGGUUCACCUGGUCCUGUAGGCCGUAAAGGAGAACAAGGAGCUCGAGGGCAACAGGGUCCAUCUGAAAGUCCAGGACAGAAUGGGAUUGAUGGCAUCCCUGGAUUAAAAGGGAAAAAUGGUGAACCUGGACAUCAAGGGGAGAAAGGUGAAAGGGGACCAACAGGAUCUCGUGGGCUAAUGGGGAUGGAUGGCAAAGAUGGAAUUGGACCUCAAGGCCAAAAAGGGAAAAAGGGAGAUCGAGGACCACGAGGAAACUUUGGCAGAAAGGGAGAAGAUGGAAUUCCUGGUCAAAAUGGAGAACGUGGAGCCAAAGGGAUGAGAGGGAACAGGGGCAAUGCUGGAGAUUCUGGUGAUCUUGGCGAAAGAGGAGCGAUUGGAUAUGAUGGACCAAAGGGCCCCAGAGGACCCUGGGGCACUCCAUUCAAGCCAUGUGACCUCAUAUCGAUUGUGAGAGCUAACUGUCCUUGUUGUUCACAAAGAAAAGACCAGUGCCCUGUGUACCCCACUGAGCUGGCUUUUGCUCUGGAUGCAUCCUCAGAUGUCACACUGUCCAUAUUUGAAAGGAUGAAGGGAAUUGUACUUAAAUUACUACAGUAUAUUAACAUCGCCGAAAGCAACUGUCCCUCUGGGGCUCGGGUGGCAGUUCUUACAUAUAAUAAUGUGGCAAGGCCUUUCAUCCGGUUUUCAGACUUUAAGAGAAAGCAGUUACUUAUCAAAGAAAUAGAAGAACUAGCUCAUGAACGAUCAACAAGAAGACGAAGUAUUGGCGUUGGGAUGCAGUUUGUCGCACGACAUACAUUUAAACGAGUUCGUAAUGGGGUCCUUGUGAGAAAAAUAGCUGUGUUUAUUACGAAUGGAGACUCAAAAGACACCAGUGCCAUCGCUAUUGCUGCUUCACAAUUCAGUGCUUUAGAUAUCAUUCCGGUCAUCAUUUCCCUUAAAGACACUCCAGGAAUACAACAAGCCUUUAAGGUCAAUGGUGAAGACAAAGCCCAAGUAAUCGUACUGCCGAGUCAGCAACAAGUGGCAGAAGAAUUGUUAGAAAUGCUCGUCUUGUGCACAUUGUGCUUUGAUGAAUGUGAACGAUACAGCUUGUGUUUCAAUGGUGUCCAGCCAGCCCCUCUCCCAGUAAACAUGGAGAUGGUUUUCGUUGUUGAUGAUUUGCAGCAGAUGAACUCUACACAGUCAGAUUCAGUUCAGCAUUUCAUUACCUCAAUGGUUAACACAUUUCUGAGCACUACAGAACCUACAGCCUCUGGUCUUCAUCCCCGGGUGGCUUUGCUGCAACACACAUCAAACUACUCUCCAAGACAUGGAAGAGAUCCAAUUAACCUAGAGUUUCGAGUUCUGGAUUAUGCCUUGAAAACACUGAAGAAGAGACACAUCCAAGAGCCAGUCAGUCAACCAGAGGGCACCACUGGCAUUGCCAGCAGCAUUUCAUGGAGCUUGAAGAAUUUCUUCUCAAACCUCACAAAUCCACAAGCUUACAAGGUUAUCUUUACAAUUUUUUCAAGGGAAACAAGUAUUGAUGGGAAGAAAUUAUUGGAGAUAUCACAAGAAGCCAAAUGUAAGGGUUUCACACUGUUUGCACUGGCCCUUGGGGAGGUAUCUAAUGUCACAUUCCUGGAGGAGUUUGUCAGUUUCCCUUUUGAUCAACAUUUGGUUCAACUGGAUAAGGGCCUGGAGGCUGAAAUCAAGUACGCACAAAAGUUUGCAGUGGCUUUUCUAAAAAACUUACCAACUGAAAUCAACAGUUACCCCCCUCCACAUUUAGCGAAGAAGUGCAGAGGAACAGAGUCUCAGGAGACAGUAAAAGAAGCAGAAAAAACACGGUCCUAUAGUAUAGAACUGGUGGUUGUUGCAGAUGAAGUUGAGCAACCUUUGAGUUACACCAACAAUAAUGAUAUGUGUGCACUGAAUUUUGAAGAAGGCAACUGUCACAAUUACACCAUCAAAUGGUUCUAUAAUAACAAACAGAAGGAUUGCAAUCGGUUCUGGUACGGUGGCUGUGGUGGAAACAAGAAUCGAUUUGACACCCGAAAGGAAUGCGAAACCUUGUGUCUAAAAUCUGCCUCAUAAAUAUCUUGUUAAAUGCAUAGGUGUUUCUUAAGGCAUAUCCCUGACUGUAGAAUAUAAUGAAACAAUGGACCAGAAUAAUGCAAAUCGAGGGGCCUUGACUUCUAAUUGAAAUCAUCUGCAGACCCAUGCAUAAAAGCAAAAUUGUGACAUGGCGGUGAAUGACAUUUUGGGGCAGAAGCUAUUAGCAUUUGCACUGACUCCAUUUAUAAUGCAGGUUACUGCAUGGUGCAAGAACUAUUAAACCACUCUUUUUAGCUGGUGCCUUUUACAAAAACAGUUGAGCAGCUCCGAUGCUUCAGCUGUCCGUUUUACAUAUACCGUUCAAUCCUGUUUUGGUGUGUACUCAUUGAAGAGAAGUUUUUAACAUUUUUUUUGUAAAUAUGAAUUUGAACAGUAACUUUCAUGCGGUCCUGAGUAUUAUUUUGCUUGAAGUCUUUUAAUUAAGUAUUUCUCGGGGAGAAUGUUUAAUUAUUUGAGUUAAAUAUGUACAUGUAAUACCAUCAGAUACUUGGAGAAGGGAAAGGAUCAUUCUGCUGCCUUCUUAAAUUGUGCAUAAAUGAAUCUGUCAAAUUUAUGAAUAUUUGAACAAUCCGCAAUUUACUUUCUUGCUCACUUAAAUGUCAAUUCUUUGUUAAAAGUCCAAAGCUGUAUUCAUCAGGCAAUAAUGCUGCUGUGGCAGCCAUAACUGUAAGAGAAAUGCUGAAGAAGAUAUUAUCACUCUGUCAGCAAAUGGUAACAUUGUUAUACAUGGCAUAGACUGCUAUCUGUUCUUGGGCUAACAUACAAAUAAAAUAUUCAACUACAACUGUCAAACAGUGGCACAUAUGAGAAUUCAGCACUCAUGAUUAUACUUGAAUAGUUUGUCUCAGGGCCACCUGACUGCUCCUGACUCUCUCGUUCUGUAUAUGAAAUGAGGAAGUAUUUUGAGAGAUACUAAUGAAUUUGGACCAACAUCUACCAUUCUUUGAUUUGAAGGUGUUAAAUUAGAUAACAGUCGUUGGAAUUCUCAUGAAUCUCCACAGCUCCAUAAGUCAGCUCUGUCAUAAUCUAAACUAGUGUCAGGCUAUGUCCUUGAAUGGUGAUAGGGUUGGGGGAGGGGGUCGGUGUCUUUGAUCUGUGGUAUCAGUUAGGACCUUUCCUACCUCCCCCAUAUUUGUCAACUUGCUAACCCUCAAAGUUUUCCUUCAAACCAUUGCAGGUCCAAUUUUUAAAUCACAUUUUUAAAUGAAUUGGGUUAAACGAAUUUUUAUAUACAACUUUGAAUCAAAGUAACUGUAAUCUGCAAAUGAAGAAAGUAAAUAUUGAGAAAUAGUAUGUCAGAUGCUCAGAGUAUUUUUAGCUUGUUCUAUGUACUACAUAG
Stegostoma tigrinum is the source of this 5545-nucleotide messenger RNA. RefSeq names its product collagen alpha-3(VI) chain-like. Gene Ontology annotation, biological process: extracellular matrix organization. The transcript has 35 exons. NCBI's taxonomy places the organism in Eukaryota, Metazoa, Chordata, Chondrichthyes, Orectolobiformes, Stegostomatidae. Bases 139 to 4185 code for a protein of 1348 amino acids. The record is from RefSeq and is a predicted model, not a curated record. Gene Ontology annotation, molecular function: serine-type endopeptidase inhibitor activity; extracellular matrix structural constituent conferring tensile strength.